GUCGCCUGGGGGUCGCUGUCCCUUUAAGCUGCCCGGCACGGAGGCGGGGCCGAGCCUCGCGGGCCGGAUGCUGGGAGCGUGCGUCACUUCCUCCCGGAAGCGGGUCUGGAUGGAUGUCUACUGCGCGUUCGUGUGCGGGGCUGAGGGCCGCGGUGGCGACCGGCAUGGGGCUGAGCGACGGGCCAGCGGGGUCUGGCCGCAGCUGCCGCCUUCUACGCCCUCCCGCGCCCGCUCCGGUGGUGCCAGGGGCUCGGCUGCUGCGGCUUCCGGAGAGCGGGGCCGUGCAGGCCGCAAGCCCCGAGCGCUCCGGUUGGACCGAGGCGCUGCGGGCCGCCGUGGCCGAGCUGCGUGCCGGCGCCGUGGUGGCGGUCCCAACUGACACGCUCUAUGGUCUGGCCUGCUCGGCGAGUUGCUCGGCGGCCCUGGGCCGCGUGUAUCGCCUCAAGGGCCGCAGUGAGGUUAAGCCGCUGGCCGUGUGCCUGGGCCGCGUGGCCGACGUCUACAGGUACUGUCAGGUGAGGGUACCCAAGGAGCUCCUGGAAGACCUCUUACCUGGACCAGUGACUCUGGUGAUGGAACGCGCAGAGAAGCUCAACAAAGACCUCAACCCCUUUACUCCUCUUGUUGGCAUCCGGAUUCCUGACCAUGCCUUCAUGCAGAACUUGGCCCAAAUGUUUGGGGGACCGCUUGCACUCACAAGUGCCAACCUCAGCUCCCAGGCCAGUUCUUUGACUGUUGAGGAGUUCCAAGACCUCUGGCCUCAUUUGUCCCUGAUCAUUGAUGGGGGACCAAUUGGGGAUAGUAAAAGCCCAGAGUGUCGCCUCGGCUCUACCGUGGUUGAUUUAUCUGUGCCUGGAAAGUUUUGCGUUAUUCGUCCGGGCUGCGCCCUGGAAAAUACCACAGCCAUUCUCCAGCAGAAGUAUGGGCUGCUCCCUUCUCAGGGCUCCUUUAAAUGAGACUUGGGAGGACCCAAGGACUGUGCUGGAUACCAUGUGUCUGCAACUGGUUGGCAAGGCCUCAUUGGCAGAGGCUCCUGGAGCUACAUCUGUGGUUGAGCUUUUUAGGCAGCAUCCCUGUCUCUGAACAGAUUGAGCCUUGGACCUGGGGGGUGGUUAUAUUUACUAUAUAGAUUGAAAUAUCAACCAAAAGUUGAACAGAAGUAAGAAUGGUCUUAGAGGGGCCUUAUUAUUUUAAGAGCCCACCCCUUAAAUUAAGUACCUUGAGUACAGAAUUAGAAUGCAUUAAGAGCUGCUUUCUGGUGGGCGGUGGUACUUGAUGUCAAACCAGGCGGAAGCACUAGUGGAGUCUGGAAGUCUCAGGACCAGGGCAGGAAAAUCUAGGGCUCAGGCCAAAGCUUUCUGGGUAACAGAGAGGUCGUUUUCGGGAAAUUGUUCUAGAGGGUCCCAACUGAAAUAAUAUUGGAAAAUAAAAUCUUGUCUUUUUCA
This is a messenger RNA of Meriones unguiculatus (Mongolian gerbil), 1445 nucleotides long. RefSeq names its product yrdC N6-threonylcarbamoyltransferase domain containing (gene Yrdc). Gene Ontology annotation, cellular component: cytoplasm. The transcript has 5 exons. Gene Ontology annotation, biological process: regulation of translational fidelity. Lineage: Eukaryota; Metazoa; Chordata; Mammalia; Rodentia; Muridae. Gene Ontology annotation, molecular function: double-stranded RNA binding; tRNA binding; nucleotidyltransferase activity. Bases 114 to 956 code for a protein of 280 amino acids. The record is from RefSeq and is a predicted model, not a curated record.